CCUAGUAUAAUACGCGCGCGUUCGCUUUGCUGCAGUUUUAUGUACGGCUUGGAGUCGGAUCGGACUACCCGAGCAGGGUUACCGGGUCACCGUGACGAUUAACAUAUAAUAUUAUACACUAAUAUAAGUACGUGUCGUGUUAAAUUGUUGGAUGUAAUCGAGAUAUCUAAAAUAUCACUGCGUGAUAUGUAGCUUUUCGUCUCGUACACGAUCAAUCGUAUCUUGACCGCACGCGUGAUGAGAGCCGUCUGCUGUUCUCUUUUAUCUCAUCGUCCUGAAAGUUCUGCAACGAUAUGAUUUCGAAAGCAAACGUACGACGUCGUCUUAUUGUUCCCCCGACCAGUUUGAAGAUACUCGAGUGAUGAAGGUUGAAAACAGCGAUGUGCCCACAAUAUUCAACCCACGGAAGCCUAGACUUUCGCAAAGUAAUGCCGUGCUGACGUCAGACCACAGGCCUUAUGGUCCUUUCUCGCACGUGCUGUCCAGAAGUGAAUCUCUGUGUCAGCCCGAAGAUGUGGAACAAGUGGAACAGUGCCAGCGGAGGCAGUUGGGCGUGUUCAAGAGGCUGAAGAACAAAUGCUGUUCGAAACAUGCGAGGAAGGUAUACUACGGUUUGUGCGUCACUUUUUUCGUCACCGCAUCUUGGGUUGGUGCCACGCACGCUAUCAAGUACCUGUAUAUGUAUCAUCCCACCAAAUAUCCGGUGCUCACAGGCAGCGGAUUCAAUUUUUCAUCCAUACACCAACAAACGCUGAUGACGUACAACGCGCCGUUCUUCACCACGUGGUUUUGUACUAACUGGACCGUGCUGUUCUUUCCACUGUACUUUUUCUGUCAGCUGGGCAGCCCCAACUACCAGACACCCACCGACAUACUGGGAGAGAGCGUCCGAAAUUUCCGGGACCGCGGGUUCACCGCCGCACACUUCCUGACGCGGUGCUGCAUGUUCUGCAUGCUGUGGGUGUUCACCAACUACCUGUACAUACAUGCGCUCAGCAUACUCGUGGCCACCGAUGCCCUGGCCUUGUUCGCCAUCAACGUGUGCUGUGUGUACCUGCUGUCUUGGGUCAUACUCCAUGAUCAGUUCGUCGGCGUCCGGAUCGUGGCUGUCAUCCUGUGCAGCACAGGGGUGGCUUUACUCGCCUACAUGGACGCCGGAAUUACGAACAAAAAGAAGACCAUGACCGGGGUUCUGUUAGCGGCUUUAGCUGCUGCCGGGUCAGCAGUAUAUAAAGUCAUGUUCAAAAAAAUGAUCGGCGAUGCUACUUACGGCCAAGUGUCGCUAUUUUUUUCCCUCAUAGGCCUUUUGAACGCCGCACUUCUCUGGCCAGUGUGUUUAGUUUUGUACUUUUCCGAAGUCGAAAUACUUCAUUGGGACCGUUUGCCUUGGAUGAUACUAUUAUCGGCCAGCACGCUGUCAUUGGUCGCGAACUUACUGGGAAAUUUGAGCGUUGCGUUCACUUACGACAUUUUCAUUACGUUCGGACUAAUCACCGCGGUUCCCGUGUCUGCAGCCAUUGACAUAACCAUACACGAUGUACAGUUUUAUGGUAUGAAACUUGCUGGCAUCAUACUUAUAUCGAUCGGUUUCUUAUUGGUCAUGUUUCCUAACAACUGGCCAGAAUACAUUUUUCGAUUGCUCAGGAAUAUAAUACUACUGAGUCAUAGCGCUAGAUUGUUUAGAUCACUGGUGCGAGUGCAAAAGAUCGAUUGAAAAUGUAAUUAGAACCCUUUCGAUUGCGCCGCCGGGAGUGUAACGUGUAUGUACGUUCUGUCUGUUGUUGUACCCGCAGGUGGAGCCGGAAGAACCGGGGACUGCCACCCAACCCACCCAAAGUGGAAAUCGACUACCGGACCGGGUACAUCAGGUCGCAUUUGCGAUCUCCGUCCGGUCGGGUCAGGUGACCGACUACUGCCAUUGCCGCUCACCCACCGCGGACGUGGACUUCGUUAUUCGUCGUGAUCGAUAAAUCGACCGGCAAACGUUGUAAUAAUAAUAAUAAUAAUAAUAAUAAUAAUAAUUGUCAUAAAAUUGUCCUCGUCGUAUGUGACAGCAGCAACAGUAUUGCGAAUUUUCCGAUUUCAUUUCUUAGCCGUUUUACUUCUAUAUAUAUGUAAAUAAUAUUCCUUAAUGGCUGUGCUUGAAUUAAUAAGGAGAGGGGGGGGCGAACUGCCUCGAAAAUUUUUGGAAUCAGAGAAUUAUAAAUUUAUAUUAUUCUAUAACCUAUAGACUCUAAGGCCCUCUGGACCUUGGAUGCGUGGCUAUAUGGGAACCAAAAAAGUCUACCAUGAGAUUACUUUUUCAUGAAUUGGGUGCUUUAUUGUACUAACUACUAACACCUGAUUUGAUUGUAUAAUCAAUAACUAAUAAGAGCAUGUAUAAUAUAAGAUAGUGUGUUUGGUUAUUAUAAUAUUGUAACUAAUGUCAUUGGGGUUUAAGAAGCUACCUAUAAUUUUUCUUGGAACUCCCAAAUUUAGACUUGACACGCAACAAAAAGAUGCGUCCCCCUUCAAUGUUAUUAUUUUUCCAAUUUAAGCACACCUUAGAGGCAUAUAACGUUAACACAUAUCCGAGCAUAAUAUUACUAGCCUGCUAGUAAUAUUAUAAGUUACAAUAUUAGGUACAUGUUGUUGGUUAACAUUUUUGUAAGAUACGUUCGUGUUUCGAGUAUACUGUAUAAUAUGUAAUAUAUUAUUAUGUACAAUUGUUAUUAUUAUCAUUAUUAUUAGGUAUGUAGAUAAUGUUCGUCAACCGAAAACAGAAUUGAACAUAAAUUUACACAUUUCUCUUGUUUCUUGUUUAAUAUUUUAAAAAAAACGUAAUCAACUCGCCUAUUCAUAUUAUAUAGGUACAUAUUAUUGACAUAAAAUUACGUUAAUCACUCGAAUUGUAAUUUGUAAUGUAUUUCAAAAUGUAUACUUAUCCCUCGAUGGCGCGAAUUUAUAACAGAUUGCAGGAAACAUCUUGUGGAUUAUAAAGACGACAAUAUAUCCGUCCACGAGCAAU
Messenger RNA from Acyrthosiphon pisum (pea aphid), 3007 nucleotides. RefSeq names its product putative thiamine transporter SLC35F3. The transcript has 12 exons. The coding region runs from base 362 to 1714 and encodes 450 amino acids. NCBI's taxonomy places the organism in Eukaryota, Metazoa, Arthropoda, Insecta, Hemiptera, Aphididae. The record is from RefSeq and is a predicted model, not a curated record.